UUUUUUUUUUAUUUUCUUUCUAUACAGUUUGUAUAGCAUGGAAUGGAUGAUUCAGCAAUAACCUUACCACAACAUAAAUUAUGCCUUGAACUUCGUCAUGAUGAACUUAAAGGUCGAGGGGUAUUUGCCACCAUACCUAUCAAACGACGUACCUUGAUCGAUGUGUCACCAGUAUUGCUGUUUCCUCAGGAUGAAUACGCUACUCAUGGACGGUACACGCAACUGGAUCACUAUACAUACAAAUGGAAAGAUGGUUAUAUGGCAUUGGCGCUUGGUUUAGGAUCCAUGUUCAAUCAUAACAAGGAUCCCAAUGUGGGCUUUAUUCGUGACUUUACAAAUCAGUUGAUUCGAUACGUUGCUUUAAGAGAUAUUGGUCAAGAUGAAGAACUCUGUAUUUCUUAUGGUGAUCACUUGUGGUUUGAAGAUGCUACCAACUCAAAAGAAGAGGUAUCUGAUAGUGAAGACGAUAUGGCUUGGAUGCAUACAGUGAUGGAUGGAUAGCAACUCCAAAAUAGAUUUGAUGAUAGAUUCUUUUUUUUUUUUUAUAAUGUAUUAUUAUUUUAAUAAAACUACUUUGUGUAUUAAUGAUAUGAUAUACUGGAUUUGAGCAACGACAACAGUUUUAUGUAAGAUACAAUGAGUGGAGGAAGUCUUGCACGUGAGGUCUAGUUGAAUGCCCGAUAAGUA
Halteromyces radiatus is the source of this 687-nucleotide messenger RNA. RefSeq lists its product as uncharacterized. NCBI's taxonomy places the organism in Eukaryota, Fungi, Mucoromycota, Mucoromycetes, Mucorales, Cunninghamellaceae. Bases 43 to 501 code for a protein of 152 amino acids. The record is from RefSeq and is a predicted model, not a curated record. Gene Ontology annotation, molecular function: histone H3K37 methyltransferase activity; protein binding. The transcript has a single exon.